This is a messenger RNA of Alternaria burnsii, 1230 nucleotides long. RefSeq lists its product as uncharacterized. The transcript has a single exon. Lineage: Eukaryota; Fungi; Ascomycota; Dothideomycetes; Pleosporales; Pleosporaceae. Bases 1 to 1230 code for a protein of 409 amino acids. Gene Ontology annotation, cellular component: actin cortical patch. The record is from RefSeq and is a predicted model, not a curated record. Gene Ontology annotation, molecular function: phosphatidate phosphatase activity.
AUGGCGCCCGAACCCGCUUCCGCCAUGGCUGGCCAGGCUCGUAUGCGUGUCGAAGAAACUGAACAAGAGCACAUUACCAGAGAGAACUCGGGUUUUGCCGCAUUUGAAGCAGAUAUGCCUAAACUCGCCAAUCGAUUCAGCUUUUCCCUCAAGGACAACCUUUCCUCCUACCUUGGUCGCAAGAAUCCUUUCUUCACCAACGUAAACCCGGAUACCGACUAUGUAUGGAUUCUGGAUACGACUGCCUACCAGAAUCGCUUAGGAAGGUGGAAGGCGGAACUUGUUGCUGCCUACUUUGUCAAGAAUAGCGGCAAGGACAUCUCCCAGCUCGUUGCAUGGGUCAGCGAGAAAAUCGGCCUCGCAGACGACGAACAGGCUAGAGCAACAGUCGCCCAGAGGCUCCAGCCCUUUGCGGACGCAAUUCUUCCAGCGCACGCUGUUGAAAUUGACCUCAAUGGUCUCAAAACCAGAUUAGGACCCAGCGGCCGCGACGGCAUCAGCUCAGACGAGUUGGCCAUUCCCGGAACCGAUUACAAGGACGGCCAGGUCAACAAGUUCCAGGCCGUCAAUGCUGAGGCGACGUCAUUCAAUAUUACCUUCGCAAAACCCAAGGGAUGGGCCGUCCUUUCCGAUAUCGACGAUACAAUCAAGAAGACCCUGACAUCGUCACCUGUCGGUAUCUUGACCACCACCUUCGCAGAGCAGCCAGAGCCGAUCAAGGGCAUGCCGGAGUUGUAUAGGCAUAUGGCGCAAAAGCUCGACAAUCCGCCCUUCUGGUAUCUGUCCGCAUCCCCAUACAACCUCUACCCGUUCUUGCGCAACUUCCGCGAGCAAUACUACCCCAACGGUACCAUGAUCUUACGCGACGCUAGCUGGAUGAACUUGGCUGGCUUCCUCGCAAACUUGACGCAAGGUACCCAAGCUUACAAGGUUGACCGCAUUGAAAAGGUCCAUGGCUGGUUUCCCAAGCGGAAGUUCAUCCUUAUCGGUGACUCGACCCAAACAGACCCUGAAUCGUAUGGCGAAGCGUACCGCAAGUUUGGCAAGAGCUGGAUCGGUGCUAUCUACAUUCGUAAGGUAACGGGCGUUGCGGAAAUGGACGAAGGCAAAAAGAAUUGCCCAGAAAGAUUCGAGAAGGCCUUCAAGGGUGUUCCUAAGCAGGUCUGGUACGUCUUUGAGGAAGCACAGGAACUGUACGCCAAGAUUGAUGCUUUGCCCAAGAUCGAGUAA